AUGUCGAGUGACGCGAACAUGCGUUACGACCGACAAGUCCGACUGUGGGGCGAGGAAGGGCAGGCGUCGAUUGAAGCGGCGACGGUAUGCGUCCUUGGCGCCAGCGCCCUAGGUUCCUUUGAAGACCCACUACUUCUCAACUUGUCUUUGGAUUCAGGCACUGAGACACUCAAGUCGUUGGUCCUCGCCGGAGUUCAUUCCUUCUGCAUCGUCGACGACGCCAUCGUCGAGCCCGCUGACGUCGGAAACAACUUUUUCCUUGACGAGGACGACGUUGGCAAGUCAAGGUCCCAGGCAACCAUCGACAAGCUCAAGGUGACCUUUUUUCCUUUUCCAAUCAGAAUCGAGCCUUUUUCUCUGUUGGAAAAAAUAAGUUCGAUAUUUUUCAAGCAAAAAAUAUAGGUCGUGUUGAAACUGGAAACCCUCAAUGAUUUUCAAUUUUUUUGCUUAAGGACGAUAAGGUUAUGAAAAGGCGGAUGUGUUUACCAGAAACUGGGGAAAUCCAAAAGAGCUGUGCUUUUAAAAAUUUUCUCGGAGUCUCUAAAAUAUUGAGAAAAGACUAAGUUCGUAGGAAAUGAAUCCAGCAGUCUCCGGGCUUUUUCUCAACGUCGCGCCAGCAGCUCUAGACGACAAUCAGUUGGCCCAACUGGCCAAGUGUUCAGUUAUGGUCGGAACUAACCUUCCGCAGGAGUUCGAGGCUUUUGUCGCCAGCUACAUGUACUCGUUGGGCGUUCCUUUCAUUUCUGCCAAGUGAGAUACUUUUCUUUUUUGUCGACAUUCCUCAGUUUUUCUCAGAGCUUUUGGUCUUGUCGGAGAAGUCCACGUUUGCGUCAGGGAGCACACAAUCGCCAACUCUCACGAUGAAAACCCGCGUCCGGAUCUCAGGUGAUCAGGUGGAAUUCUGAGCUGAAAAGAAAAGUUUGGUCGGCAUGAAUAAGCAUUUCAAGGCGCGUGUAUGGUGAAUCGAAAUCUCGCGCUUUUUUUCCAAGAAUAAAGUUAACAACUAUUUUCUUUAGCGCUUAUUUUCCACUCCGCAGGAUCACCUAUGUUAAAUAAUUGAUGUGUUUUUUUUUGCUGAAUAUUUUUUGGGGUUUCUAUACCCCGUUUUUCGUGACUUGAAACUGCUGUUUUUUUCUGUGCCCUCCUCGUCUCGGGUUUUUUUUCUGACCUCGCCGCUGAGAGAACAGAGAGACGCAGACAAUCGAAAAGUGUCAAGUCGUGGCGAACCUACUAUGUCUCUCUUAUUGUGAAAAAGGAAUAUUCCUGGAGGUUUAUAUGUUUCAAGACUCGAUGUUCCGUUUCCGCAGCUCGUCGACAUGGUCGAAGAAACGCGACUCGACGACCUGACUCCGGCUCAGCUCCAUCACACGCCCUACAUCCUCCUCUACUUCAAGGCGCUCGAACAGUUUCGCAAAGUAAUUCUAAGACACUACAAAAGUGUUUCGGAUGUAAAUGUUCUACAGUUUAAUGAAAAAAGUUUCAAGUUUUCGUAUUCACUAGGGAACGUUUUACGAAAAUUAGGCCAAAAAAGCGCUAUUACGGGCAUUUGAAGUGUCCUAACUCGGAAACGAAAUAUAUUGCGAGAAAUUUUCCUAUUGUUCUAGAAUCAGAGGGUCCUAAAGUACGCUUCAGCAAAGUUUUAGCAAAAGUUCAACCGGGGGGUAAAAAACGUUCCCUAGACAGCACACCAAAGAAAGUCCUUUUUUUAAUUUUUACUCCUAUUUUCAGGAUCAUCGAAACCCAGAUGCGUUCCCCAACAAUUACACUCAAAGAAAACAAAUCCAGGAGAUUAUCUGGGCGAUGAGGAGACCGAACGAGUCCGGAAGUUUAGACUCCGAAAACUUUGACGAAGCAAAAACUUCGAUCACUCGCAGUUUUCUGAGAACGACGGUUGGUAGAGAAAAGGAUCGAAAAUGAGAUUCUCUUGAGAUUCCACAAGCAGUGAAGGACAUACUGGCGGACGAGGCUUGUGGCACCUCCUCGCAACCUUUUUGGAUAAUCUGCGAGGCCCUGCGGCGUUUCAGCGAAGACAACGAUGGUAUUUCUUUCUCGAUUUCAUUUUUGUUCAAUCUUUUUCGCAUUCGGUAGAGCAUACUUUCGGAUCUUCAAACAAAUUGAGGUUUGUUUUUAUUUCAGGACUGCUUCCUCUCCGUGGAACACUGCCCGACAUGACAAGCGACAGCCAGAGGUUGAGAUAGAGUUUGAAGGAAAACGUUGUGAUUCGCGUUCUCAGAUACACGCGCUUGGCACAGAUUUUCCACGACCGCGCUCAGACGGAAGCCGACGAAGUCUACCGUAUAACCAAGCAGGUCGAAAAAGAACGAGGUGUUUUUUUUUCUUUUUUUUGCGAGUACUAUGUUCAGAUGGUCGUUUCUUGUCUAUUGCCAAAAAAUUUAAAAAAAAAAGAUCUCGCUCACAAGUAUAGUACUAAAUCAGCUCCAAAGGAUUUUUUUCCAGAAAUUCCAUGAUUCAAAAAUAAACGCCUUUUUUUGCUUAUAACAUGAAUUUUGAUAUAAGGAGACGCUCAAAAAAGAAAAAAUUAUGGAAAAAGACCCAGAUAUAAAGAAAGCAUCGUUAAAAAAGGGAAAGUGAGCCUAAGCUCGAAUACGAGUUUUGAUCGGACUUUGAAAAGUGAAAAUAACUGCAGUUUUUAUUUGAAUUUUUUUCCAUUUUUAUCCAAAGAUUAAUGCAUACUCGAAAGUAUGAUUUGCAGAAUAAAAAAAACUUUUUCGAGACCAAUUUUACACAAAAAGUGUUUUACUAAUUUUUUUUGUCAACUUAUUCGAAAAAAAGAGAAACAAGAAAGUCGUACCAAAAAAAAAACUGAGAUGUUUGAGGGAUCGGAGACGUGAUCAGCCAGGAAAUGUGCUACCGAUUCUGCAAGAACGCCGACCGGAUACGCGUGCAGCGCGGAGAGCCCUGGGACUUCGAUCGUCACAUUUCCGUCAGUUGUUCUCUUUGCUCCAUUGAGUUCUCGACUGUAUUCACCUAAUAUUAUAUGACUCCAGACUUUGAUCCGGCGCAUCAAGGAGAUGAGAGACUGCGAAGACGCGGAGACUCAGAGAAUCGAUGGCGCCGUUUGGCUGUUGGUUUUGCACGCGGCGUUCAAGUUUCAGCGGGAAAAGGGAAGGUUCGUCAGAGAUGAAUUCGUUGUCUCGCAGGAAUUAGAACAUUCGAGAAUCUCAAUUGCAACCCUAACAUUUGAAUCAGACACAGUACGAGAGUUUGGUGGAUCUUUGCUGAGACGUCCGAUUUUGAUCUGUAACUUACUCUAGGAUCAGUUCUUUUCAGAGAAUAUUCGAAUAUUUCAGUGAGUUCAUGGUUGGAUUUGAGGUUCCCCGGAACGAAUGGCGUUCCGUGCCCCAUCGACACUUUCGACUUACAGCAGCGCGUGGAAAGUCUCAUCAGAAUGUCUGACGUUUGGUUACCGAAAUCUCCUCGGAAGUCUUCUCUGUUCAGGAAUCCGUUGAGAAGAUUCUCCCACGGAUCCCGAUGGACGCCGUCAAGGAGAUGUGUCGGUUCGGAGCCUCCGAGCUGCACGUCGUCGCCAGUUUUGUUGGAGGUUGGAGAGUUGACGUUCGGAGACACUGGGCUCGUUGCAGGCAUAACCGCCCAGGAAGUGAUCAAGCUGGCCACCAACCAGUAUCUGCCCAUCGACAACACGCUCCUGUUCGACGGCCUCACACAAAACGCGACAACUUUCCGUCUCUGA
Molecule: messenger RNA, 3712 nt
Organism: Caenorhabditis auriculariae
Lineage: Eukaryota; Metazoa; Nematoda; Chromadorea; Rhabditida; Rhabditidae
Source: the annotation of a GenBank genome assembly